AUGAAACUGCGUCAACAAGUACUUUGUGCUCCCUCGCCCUCCGUUGAGAUGAGGAGGUGGGGGCACGGGAGGGGGAGUGAAGGGGUCGAGAUUCAACUGGUGCAAUGCGGCGUACCCCUUCGCUCAUCCCACUGUCCCGGUUACACCGAGGAGAAACCUUCCACGCAGUUCACCGCUCAGCUUCCAAGCGAGGUGAGCCCGGCUCUCCCCGGCCCCUCCCAGCCGGCGUCACCGCCUCUCUCCUACGCUCUUCUACAGAUCACCACCUCCGACUCGAUAGAAACGCCCUUCAUCCAAGUGCAUCUCCCAUCUUCACCUGUCUCCCCUCCUCCGCCACCGGCGAGCGGCAAAUCCAACUUGUACACGAGCAACGGCACCCUUCUCUCACUGCCACCUAAAAAGAAGGACAUCUAUCGCCCCUACUGCUUGGGAGAUCGCGCAUACUUGCAGCGGCCGGAGGAAGAUCUCAAAGCGGCCCACGCUAUCCUUGAUUUGAGCCACCAUGCUGUCUAUCUCACCACACCGCCACGAGCUGAGCCCUCGCCUUCCGAACUUCCACCUCCCCCUCCAGAACCGGAAACCUCCCAAGAGCAAUCCGAACGUCCCCGAGAAACAGUCGCCUACACUUACGACGCGUUCUUCGUCAGCGACGGUCGCUCCAAGCGGCGUAACUACGCGCAGGUCCCGCCCGAAACUGCCCAACAGCCGACGGAUCAGAAGUCCAAGUACACGUGCAGCGAAUGCGGUAAGCGUUACGCGACCUCUUCAAACCUUUCCCGACAUAAGCAAACACAUCGUAGCCUCGAUUCGGUUGCCGCUAAGCGCUGCGGCGAAUGUGGCAAGGCGUACGUGUCGAUGCCGGCCCUGGCGAUGCAUGUGCUGACUCACCAACUGUCGCACGUGUGCGGAGUGUGUGGCAAACUAUUCUCUCGGCCAUGGCUACUGCAGGGCCACCUGCGCUCGCACACCGGCGAGAAGCCUUACGGCUGCGCGCAUUGCGGCAAAGCGUUCGCCGACCGUUCGAACCUACGCGCUCACAUGCAGACCCACUCCUCUGACAAGAAUUUUGAAUGCUCGCGAUGCCAUAAAACCUUCGCAUUAAAAAGCUACCUCAACAAACAUCAAGAAUCGGCCUGCGUCCGAGAAGAUGAUUCGUCGUCGGCUGACGCUCCCGCCUCACCGUCAGAGUAG
This is a messenger RNA of Leptosia nina, 1191 nucleotides long. NCBI's taxonomy places the organism in Eukaryota, Metazoa, Arthropoda, Insecta, Lepidoptera, Pieridae. The record is from the annotation of a GenBank genome assembly.